AUAUUCCUAGGCAUCUUCUUAGUGCUUCAUCUGUUAGGGACUCUGGUUUUUCAGUUCAAUUUCAUCAGAGCAGAAUUUGAAUAUGGCAAAUCCAGUGGUACCCCAGAUCGCCAUUCUUGGAGCUGGUAUCUUUGUCAAAACCCAGUACAUUCCCAGGCUCAGUGAGAUCUCCAACCUAGUCUCCCUCAAAGCUAUUUGGAGUAGAACUGAGGAAUCAGCUAGAGGUGCGGUUGAGAUUGCCCAGAAAUUUUUUCCUGGAGUAGAGUGUAAAUGGGGUGAUAAGGGCCUUGAUGAGAUUUCUCAAGAUAGUUCAAUUCUUGGUGUUGCUGUGGUUUUAGCUGGCCAAGCUCAGGUAGAUUUCUCACUAAGGAUGCUUAAGGCAGGAAAACAUGUCCUUCAGGAGAAACCAGCUGCAGCUUCUACAAGUCAGCUUGAAGCUGCUAUUGCAGGCUAUAACUCGGUUUGUGCCAAUAUCUCGAGUAAACCCAUUUGGGCUGUGGCGGAAAACUAUAGAUUCGAACCUGCUUUUGUUGAGUGUAAGAAGCUAGUAGCUGAUAUUGGAGAUAUGAUGAAUGUCCAAGUGAUUAUUGAAGGAUCUAUGAACAGUUCUAAUCCUUACUUCUCAAGCUCUUGGAGGCGCGAUUUUACUGGUGGUUUUAUUCUAGACAUGGGGGUGCAUUAUAUCGCCGGGUUGAGGAUGCUUGUUGGAUCCGAGGUAGUCUCAGUCUCAGCUUUAACAUCUUAUGUAGACAAGACUUUGCCUCCACCAGAUAACAUAACCUCUCUUUUCCAAUUGGCGAACGGGUGUUCUGGAGUUUUUGUAAUGAUCGUCUCCUCUAGCUCGCCCAAGAUUAUCUGGAGAGUUGUUGGCUUGAAAGGAACAUUACAAGUCGAGCGCGGAAAGCAUGACGGUCAACAUGGCUACCUGGUUACACUUUAUAGUACCGAUGGACAAAGCAAAAGCACAUUCUACAAAUUCAGUGGAGUGACUGAUGAAUUCAAAAGUUUCAUAUAUGACAUAUCCCAAGCCAGCAUAAAGGGGAAUGACCACAAAACCGAGCCUCGUAUGUCUUUCGAGGAAGGUGCCAGAGACGUUGCCGUUCUAGAAGCAAUGCUUGAAUCCGGCGCAAAGCAAGGUGCACCAGUUCAAGUAAAAAAGUUUUGAACUUGAUUGAUGAUUAACUCUUCUUUAAAAAUAUGAUUGAAAUUCAUGUUAUAUUGUUAUCUUGAUACCCAUAUUUUUUCCCUUUAACAUCAAGAUAUGAAAUGAAAUAAAAAGAAGAGAUUUGUAGAACUAGUGCUUAUUUGAAUAAAGUUUACUUAUUUGUUGUUGUCA
Cannabis sativa is the source of this 1336-nucleotide messenger RNA. Its product is annotated as dehydrogenase FPY6. The record is from RefSeq and is a predicted model, not a curated record. The transcript is spliced from 12 exons. Lineage: Eukaryota; Viridiplantae; Streptophyta; Magnoliopsida; Rosales; Cannabaceae. Bases 83 to 1165 code for a protein of 360 amino acids. Gene Ontology annotation, molecular function: nucleotide binding; oxidoreductase activity. Gene Ontology annotation, cellular component: cytoplasm. Gene Ontology annotation, biological process: NADPH regeneration.